Molecule: messenger RNA, 294 nt
Organism: Gryllus bimaculatus (two-spotted cricket)
Lineage: Eukaryota; Metazoa; Arthropoda; Insecta; Orthoptera; Gryllidae
Source: the annotation of a GenBank genome assembly
AUGCGGCCAGUCCCACAUUCUGAUGCUCCCCCAGAUCCAAAAAUACCAACGCAGUGGACACUGGAAGAUGAACCAGACGAUAAUAGUGACAAACCGGCGUGUGAUGAAGAACUUUAUGAUCACGAAGAUCAUGAAGUUCUUGUUUACACGCCAUCUGCUGCAUUUACAACCACAGGCAUUGUCGCAGACAGAAUUGAACAUUCUUGUACGAUCACUGUUUUGCUGACAGCGAGCGGGUCGUGUAACGUUCUAUUGGGAGAAGAGUACGGAAAAGUAAUUGAUGAUGAUCUCUGA